Messenger RNA from Microdochium trichocladiopsis, 531 nucleotides. RefSeq lists its product as uncharacterized. NCBI's taxonomy places the organism in Eukaryota, Fungi, Ascomycota, Sordariomycetes, Xylariales, Microdochiaceae. The transcript has 2 exons. The coding region runs from base 1 to 531 and encodes 176 amino acids. The record is from RefSeq and is a predicted model, not a curated record.
AUGGCGCCUAACAACAAGAAACACGCUCGCGCGGCCUUGGAGAAGGAGGCUAAUCAACGGUUCGAGGAGAUCUUGUUUGCGCUCAUAGACAAGCGUGGCCUCCCGGCCGCACUCCUCGUGUUCACUACUGCGGCCAUCCAGCAUGAACAGCGCCAGUCCACACGACAGACCACAACAGAGGCACCCAGCACGGUCGCGUCGGGCAUCCAAGGCCAGCCCGAUUCCUACACCAGCCCGCCCUCGACUUCGGGUGUCUCGCUGGCUCCCGAGCACCCUCCGCACGACAUCUUGCUUGGCAUCCCACAGCAUGGAAUGCUGCCACUGAGCAUUCCGCAGCAAUACCUUGGCGGUGCACAGUCCGUUCCGCCGCCUCCUCAGGGUGCGCCUGCGGCCAACUUUGGUAGCAAUCAAUAUGAGGAGGGCGCCAAUAUUUUGGGUGCGGGUCAGCAGACCGCCCACGACACCGACGGCGGCACAGCCGGCGCCCAAAUCGCAGGCCAGUUUCCCACCACGGCUGCGGAUGAGGACUAG